This is a messenger RNA of Symbiodinium necroappetens, 354 nucleotides long. The record is from the annotation of a GenBank genome assembly. NCBI's taxonomy places the organism in Eukaryota, Dinophyceae, Suessiales, Symbiodiniaceae.
AUGGCCCGAAGGCGCGCUGCCGUGGCUCUCCUUCUAGUCCUUGGACUUUCAACUCGUUUGGCUUUCAUCCCGAAGGUGACUACAGCUGCCACAGGAAGUCUCGUGUCACUGCUGGGUGUGCCGGCAGCCUGGGCGGUGACAGAAGGUUUCGAGGACUACAACAAGUUGGCUGUGAAGGCUGCCAAGCCGAUCAUUGAGACGCCGCCCAAACCCGCAGGGGAAGCUCCAAAUGAUGCUGUCCAAGUGAUAGGUGGUGCCGGAGUUCUCAUCGUCGUUGCGCUUUACCUGUUCGCAGCUACCGUUUUUUCUGGCGGCAAUCGAGACAACAACACGCGGGAUGGAAAGCGAAUUUAA